AUGGCCAGCUCAUCCCCCUCGGCACAGAGCGAGCACACUUUCGCCUCGACACCCGGCGCCACGUCCACGUCCUUUACCUUCCAGUCGCAUACGUCGUCACUUGGAGCUAGCGAACCGCCUUCACCGGAGGGCUUCUCGGCCGCCGCGAUACUCGCCACCCUCCACGACAGCAGACCGCCGACCAGCCACGGCGACGAUGCGGACGUGUUCGACGACGACGACGACGAUAGCGGAGGCAUAUCUUUGGUAGAUGACGGACAGGGUCUCAGCGCGCCUCACCUACAGGCCAUGUCUGUGCCGGUCCUGCCCGCUAGCAUUGGCGAUAUUCUACAACCCUCGAACGGCCAGUCGUACUCGGACAUGGAGUAUUCCUCCUCUUACGCCGCGCUAGACCAGCAUGCCUCAAUGCUGGCGUCUCUCACCAUGGAGCAGCUGCCAACUCCUCCGGCGGAGUCCCCAACCAUGCUGACACUACAGAUGGCCCCCGCAGGCGGUCCGCCGACCUCCAUGCAUGUCGUUCAGGAGCCUACCCAGAGUACCUACGAAGAGCAUCUGAGCAUUCAGGACGUCUCAGCCUUCAUCGAUAUUACGAGCUUCUUCCACUACUACGCGGCCCCGCCCAAGGUCUUGGUACGAGGUCUGGAUGCCGUAAAACAGCCAGAGGCUAUUACGCGGGACGACAUAAAAGGCGACGGCUACGAUUUCCAGGGCAUCAACUGGGACGAGCGGUCUUCGACGCGGGCUUCCAUUCGCGCUACACGGACCGCUUUUGAGGGCUCGCGGUUGCAGUCGAAGGUGAAACGGUUUCGACAGUGGCACGAGCAAACUCCCAACACUGAGAACUAUUUCUCUUUCCGGAGGAUGAAUACGAGACACCGCGCCUACUUCCCGCACUUCCAGCUACGCAAUCUCCUGGCCUCGACCUCGAGGAACGACAUAUAUUAUGCGACUAAGGACGGACUACUACGUACGGACGCCUCCGGCACGACCCCUACUUUCGUCAUCGACAAUCGCAAGCGAACUAUACACGGCAACGCCUGUCUGAUCACCACUCUUGCGGCUACUGAUAACGUCUUGAUCGCAGGCGGCUUUGAAGGCGAAUACGCCAUUGCCAAUCUCUCGGCCUCUCACGGCACGCCCUAUACAACUGGUGUCAUCAAGGAUUGCUCUCCAGACACCAAAUCAUGGAUCACGAAUCACGUACACCUCUUCAACUCUCGCACUACCUAUGUGCCGCAAGCAGUCCUCUGUUCGAACGAUUGGCGUUUACGCAUCCUGGACUGCGAGACGAAUAGAUUCACCCACUCCUUUCUCUACCCGUCAGCCGUAAACUGCUCGGCGACGAGUCCGAACGGCCGCAUGCGUGUCGUAGUAGGCGACUUUCACGAGGCGCUCAUCACAAACGCCGAAACUGGCCAGCCCUUCGAGACGCUAAACGCGCAUGUUGAUGACGUCUUUGCCUGCGACUGGGCAGACGAUGGCAUCCACGUCGCGACUGCCGCCCAAGACUCCACCAUCGUGGUAUGGGACGCCCGGAAUUGGAAGAAACCAAUCACCACUCUCUUCUCUGAGCUUUCGAUCCCCCGUGUACUCCGGUUCUCACCAAUCGGCAGUGGACCUCGUGUUCUCGUCGCAGCCGAAGCAGAUGAUUACGUCAACGUCAUCAACGCCCAGACGUUCGAGUCGAAGCAAGUCUUUGAUUUCUUCGGGCCGACAGCGGGGAUCAGUAUGACGCCUGACGGUCAAUCCUUAUUUAUCGCCAACGCCGAGAGAAGAUUCGGCGGCAUCAUCGAGCUCGAGAGGACUGGGUGGGCCGAGUUCACGAGAUCCAGAAGGCCCCCAGAGCCCUAUAUGGAGGCGGAGAUGGUCGAUUGGGAGUCGGAUGAUCAUCUCGACGACCGUAGCCGGGUGCCAUGUGGCUUCCGGGAGCGCGAGAGGAGGGGGAUUGAUCUAGGUAGUCUCCUCGUAUGA
Trematosphaeria pertusa is the source of this 1971-nucleotide messenger RNA. RefSeq names its product WD40 repeat-like protein. Gene Ontology annotation, molecular function: protein binding. NCBI's taxonomy places the organism in Eukaryota, Fungi, Ascomycota, Dothideomycetes, Pleosporales, Trematosphaeriaceae. The transcript is spliced from 2 exons. Bases 1 to 1971 code for a protein of 656 amino acids. The record is from RefSeq and is a predicted model, not a curated record.